This is a messenger RNA of Oxyura jamaicensis (ruddy duck), 6915 nucleotides long. RefSeq names its product kizuna centrosomal protein (gene KIZ). The coding region runs from base 145 to 1896 and encodes 583 amino acids. Gene Ontology annotation, cellular component: centrosome. Gene Ontology annotation, biological process: spindle organization. NCBI's taxonomy places the organism in Eukaryota, Metazoa, Chordata, Aves, Anseriformes, Anatidae. The transcript has 12 exons. The record is from RefSeq and is a predicted model, not a curated record.
GCGGCGCGGAGCAGGGCGGGAGGCGUCGCGUUGGUCACGGCCGUAAACAGCGCGGCAUGAGCUGGGGGGGGGGGCACCGGCACCGGGAGCGGCACGGGGAGCCUGCUGCGGCGCCUCCGCGACAGAUCCAGGUAAAUAAGUUGCAUGCUGCUGUUUGGGGAGUUUGCCUCUGGCAAAGGUGCUGCAGAGGCAGUUGCCUUCUUGGAAUUUCACAGUGAAACCAGAAGGCUGGAAUUGGAAAGAAAACUGAUGGGAUACAAAAAAUCUGAUGCAUACCUAAUGAAACUAAAGUACAUGAAGCUGAAAAAAUACUUGGAAGAAAUAAACGAACGACAAAAAAGAGCUCUUCUGCAGAACCAGGCCAUUUUAAAGGAAUUAAACCAGUUUGAAGCUCAUAUGAAAACUUCAAGUUCGGAGCUAAUUCAGAAGAUGGAAUGGUACGGGAGAGAAAUUAAAAGUGUGUUAUCGCUUCGAGAGGGCAACUUGUCAGCGCGAGGUGACGAGGAAGAAUACAACAAGCAGAAUCCGUGGGUUGUGAGACAGACAGGAAUUCACUCCGGGACAGCCAUGUCAAGAGGCUUAUAUCACCCAGCAACAAUCUUUAUGGGCCGCCACACGUCAGCUGCCUGGAGCAUGCAGCAGAAAGCCCCCCAGGCUGCUGAGAGCUGCUCAGUGCCCAAGCCCUGCUCCCACAGACAGGCAGUGCCGAGCAGUGACAAGACAGACAGAUGCCUCCCGCGAGUGGGCAGUGACAUGCCAUGUACAAAUAAACCUGACAAACAAGAUGGGAAGGCAGAUGCCCUGGUGCGGGAGAAAAUGCCCAUCACAUCCAGGGUGGCAUUGGCAGAGAGCAGCAUGCACAGCAGCCUUACUAAUUUCACAGAAUACAGGAAUCCUGCUGAAUACCGCUUGCUGUCACCCAGCAGAGUAAGUGUGGAGAGCAGGAUGGCUGACUUAAACAGUGACACCUCAGUGGAGCAGGAGGAGGAGGAGGUGGCCUGUGAGCACCUGGUAGCAAGUGCAGAAGACUACAAGCAGCCCAUCCCUGUGGCAUUUCUUGCUGAGCCCAGCAUCUCAGAGGAAGACCAGGAAAGCAUCCCAGGACCCCAGGAUGGCCUGAGUAAUGGGCAACCAUCAAAGACAGUGAGUGUGGACAGCAGCAGCAAGCCCCUGGUGUGUCCAGGUGAGGGGAUGCUGAUGCCAGCAGGGAGUAGGACAUGGGCUGGAGGCACCCACCCUGCAGAAGUAUCCUCUCCAGAGCCAUCUAGCCCCUGCACAGCAGAAGAGGAGCCCCUGGGCAGCCUGGCACCAGAUGGCUUUUGUAGUCAGGCCAGCAGCCUGAAAGAAGAAGACCUUAAAGCUGGAGAAACAGCUGUCUGUCAUCAGCCGAAGGUGUUGCUGCAGAGCCUGUGGGGUGGCCACCCCCUCCCUGGGAACAUACCGUGUGCUGCGCAUGGGGCUGUGGAGCAGAGCAGGCUGGACCUGCCACGGGAUGUGGAUGUACUGCAGGCUCCCCUGAGCAGCCCCACAGCGCACUGCUCUUUGCUCAAAGAAGAGGUGGCAGCGACGUUUGAAAACCUGCUGGUUUCGGAGAAGGAAGCAUCAGAUGACCAGGCUCCACCGCUGUUGAGAGAGGUCCUUCUAGGAGAAGAGUGUGGAGAUGGGUCAUCUAUUCAGAGUAAUGAAUCAUCUUACAGCUUGCCAUCGAUCCCAAAUGACAGUGGGGAAAUAAAGCAGGCAAAACACUCUCCCCGGCUUGAUGCCACAGGAAAGCAAGAAGUCACAAGCUGGUGUGAAGAUGAGAGCCAGGAAGAAAGCGUGAUAAAAAAGAUUCCUAUUACAGGAAAGGGGAAUAUUUGUUGGUAUUUGACCUGUUUCUGGAUGCUCAGCUCUUAAUUUGGAGAUCUUUCAUCUAUAUGCUCAUCCUUCUAUCAGAAGAGCACAUCCUCCCAUCAGACUUGCAGGUAGCCCUUAUCCUCUCCCUGUACCUAGGUUUUCUGCUUUAUUGCAGGGGAAAUCAGCACGUAUAAAAGCCUGUGUACGGAUGACUCAAACCUCUGGUCCCAAGGCAGAGGUGCGCACAGUUGCUGUUUGUGUUCUGGCAGUGGCAUGGCAGCUGAUUUCCCAUGUUUAGUCCUGGAUGGCUCUUUGUGGAUGAUCAGCAAGUGCAGUAAUUAGUGUUAAUGUGGUGGAGGAGGCUGUUCAGAUUUGAAGUUCCUAUGGGCAUUAGCUAUUGUUAGUUCCCUGUUUUCGUGCCACAGCUAGCAGUGUGGCAGCCCAGACUGACCAGCACUUCUGAAUGUGAAUGCAAUAAGUAUUGCCAAGGUAACUAAAACUACACAGCUUGCAGGCUCAGCUGAUCCAGAUAACAUUCCUUUCAAGGCAUUAUUAACUUUGAAGUCUAGUGACAGCUGAAAUACCCAAGCUGCUAACUACUUUAUUGUUGAUAAAGGCACACAAAAAAUGGCAAAGUUCUUUUUUGUGGAUAUUCUCACUUGUGUAUGAGAGAGAUGUAGAUAUGUGGGUUAAGCUUGCAAAGGCACUAGGAUCUUUUGCCCCCCAGCUACCUCUGUUUGCAUAUGGGGUUACUGAUUAUUAUUGGAAAUGUUUGAUAGUUGUUUAUAGCUUUUAAUUGCCGUUCAGAGAGUUCUUGUUCCUCUCACAGUAGAGCGAUGCCUACUUGUACUCCUUGCUUAUGUGCUUUGUUGCUUAGGUCACAGAUCUCAGUUUUGCUCAUGGACUGUAUAGGUUGCAUGUGAGCCGUGGGAUGAGUACAGUGGUACUCCUGUUCUUCCAGUUUGCAUUGUAAAAAUCAGCAGCUUUGGGAAUUGCUCACACUGCUCCCAUUUACAGAUAUGCCAAGUCAAAUGUUGUGUUGUUACCAACAACCUCUUCAGUGUUUGUAAUGACUUUCCCUCCAGUGAAGGGUUUUAAGUGUAACAGAGGUAUAGAUGCUGGUUUUGAUGGCUAAAAGGUGUUUUGUUUUUUUUUCUCUCUGAUAGAUAAUACAAUCAGCAAGAUACAAAAGUUGAAAGUGGGAGGCCAAGAGCAUCACCUUUUUUUGUCACUGUGAUGUUUAACUAUAAAUUGAUGAACCCUGGCACCUAGGCCAUAGGACAACACAUGGAAGGGGAAAAAGUAUCUUCCAUUUGCUGCACUGGUACAGUACGUUCUGGGUCAAAGAUCAUUUUAACUGUUGCACAGAACAAAAUGGUAGUGGUUCAUUAUGCAACUGUGGCAGUUUUUCCUGGAACUGGAGGGCUAAUGAAGAAAAGUACACCAAUUUUGUUUGGAACAGAAUUGUAAAAGCUGACAUGAAAGCUCCCACUCAGACUGUGCAAUUCGAAGUUGGAAAGUGUCAAGUUUUUUUUAAUUAACAGUGGUAUCUCAGACCCUUUCCUAAUUCUGAGUGGAGGGAAGAACACAUGGGCAAACAGUAUGAGGAGAGCUGUGUCAUCUGUGGCAAAACAGCUUCCAUUUUCCUGCAGUAAUGCUCAGACAACUGGAUUAAGAAUUUACUUUUCAUUAUUAACAUCCCAAUUUGAGUUUAAAGGCUGAGAUUUAUCAAGCUUCCUCAGUUGUGUCUGUGCAGUAGGCACUGGCUGUUCAUACAGCAAAUGCUCGAAAUGCCAGGUUUUUAACAUGGAGCUGGGGAACUCCAAAAGCCUUCCUCACCAUUGAAACUGGCUAAAAGAAAUAUUUUUAAGUGAUGCUUCUUGCCACUAAUGUGAGCUUGUCCAUGGUGGUUGUUCUUUGUGUCCUAUGGAGCUGAUGGUUGCUGCUGGGCUCUAAACCAGUAUAUUUUUUGCUUCUUUUCCACUCAGUGCAUCUUCCUUACCAGGGCAAUAGUUUUCUGUUCUGUGCUUGGGGACAAGGUGUGCAUGCUGGGGGAAAAAAAAAAAAGACAAAACAAAGCAACCUCCACCCCAUAAAUGUACUGUUUUGAAUUUGGCAGUAAUUUGUGUUUAGUCUGAAAUAUGGUGGGCUUUAUGAAGGAAAAUACCCUGAUCUGCACAAUGUGGUUCUAUCCAGAGUGAAGAAAAGUGAUUCAACACUUUGUGUCCUAACAGUCUUUUUCUUGUAUCUUCUGUUUCCUGCCCUGCACAUUGCCCCAAUUGCCUGUGCUUAACCACCAUGGUGAAUGAAGUAUUGCAGGACAGUCAGGUUGGUUAUUUUUGUCAUAUGUACCGUACGUCUGCAAUCAAGACUGUUUUCUUCUGUUAACUUGUAAUGCAGACACAUUGUUAAAGGCAUGGGGAUUAGGCAGAUGAAUGGCGUAAGAUGAGGUAAGAGCAAGAUGAUUGCUUGGUGCACAAAGAAGUAGUUACUGUGCACUAACUGCUUAAAUGUCAGAUGCUUCAUGGGCAUAGCAACACAGCUGAAUCACCUGGGCUGUCUUUAAAGGUAAGCUGGUGGACUUGUGAGUGUCUGGAAGGAUCACCCAGGGAUGUAGGGUGCAUAGUGUAUAAGCAAGCGCAAAGAUGCUCAAGGGGAAUGAUCAGACUAAUUGGCAAGGAAGCCUGGUGUAACUAAAGCAGAAGUGGGGAUCGAUAGCCCAGCAUUAUAUUAUAAUUGACAGGUAGGGCAAAGCUGGGCUUUGAAGGGUCUCAAAGGUGAAGAGCAAGUAGUUUGUGCUACUGUUUGAUGUAGUGGAGGAAGGAGAGCCAGUGGAGGCACAGAAAGCAUGGUAAAUGAUCUUUUGAAGCUGGUGUGCAUGCUUAGCUGCAAGAGAAACUAGUACAUGCAGCACGAAAAUGGAUCAGAGUGGAGGGGCACGCCCAAGUUGUUUGUGCAUGGUUGGCACCUCCUUGGGUUUGUAGGUAAACCCUUGCUGCAGAAUGGGUAAUGGUGUGAGCCAUGGGUGGAGAUGUAGGGGGAGUCCCUCAUGUUAGGGAAGGAACGAGCAGAAGGGCUGCUGCUGGGUGAGAGAUGGAGGGAUCAGGAUAGCUAGCAGAGGACCCCUCUUCCUCUAUCUUUGCUUGUUUUCUCCGGAGAGAUACAGAGGUUGCAGGUCUGUUACCUGUCACUUCUGUGGCAUUAAAACCAUGCUGGUACCACCCUUAGAUGUUCAUUUCCCUCUUGGAGUGCAGUGAGUUCGUCUUAGGAGCAAGCCAUGAACUUGCUGAAGCCAAGCCUGAGAGCAUGCAUAAGUGGGUUUUGAAUACUUGCAUAGUCCACUGCCCACGCCAUUUUGUUAGCUGGGCACACUUCGCUUUAUGCAAGAUGUUGUUGAGGCAAUGAGGGAUGUCCCUCCCAAAGUAAACCCAGCUCUACACCCAGGCAGGACGUGAGCAUGUAAUUUCAGCUGCUUAUGUGCUGUACUUAGAACAGUGCAUGAGGAGCCCUGAAAAAUACACUUCUGUUAAGUGUUUUACUGCUGGAGUGAAAAACAAUUUCAAGGAGUUCUGAAAUAAUUACAUUGAAAUAUUUUUUUCUUUUUUCUCUUUACGUUCUGAAAGUAAUGUGCAAACAAGCACAAAUAUUAAUUUCUUUAUGGUCAGUCGUUUCUUGCUGUGUGCUCACAGCACUUGGUCUGCAGCUCUGAGCUACUGGCAAGCUUACAUCUGGGAAAUCCUCCGUGAUCAGGGCUUGCUUAUAGUGUCUUAUUUAUAAUGUGGGGAGGGUGAGGGGGGAUGAGACUGAAAUUAUACACAUGUGUAUAAAGGUUUUGUUGUGUCCCAAUUCUAAUUAGCUGUACAAAGUAGCCUUUUAAAGUGAGAUUUGUACUUGAGUGUCAUGUUCUUUGGAAAAAUAUGAAAAUGAGCAAUUGUACCAUUCCAGUGAAUAAACUUACUCUAUUUGCUUUUUAAAAAUCAGUCUGUACAGAACAGAAACAAGAUGCACAGAGCAGGGAGGAAAUAAAGGAAAGCAUGGGUAAGAGACUUUGAAAUAGUGGGUUGUUUGGCUGUUAAGUCCUAAAGAUCCUAAGAUUUGUGUUUCCCUAAUGCAGCUUUCUAUUAAAAGGGAAUGGUUGAAAAAGGUGUUGUAUUAAAUAAUAUUGAAAGACAUGAAUAAAUAUUAAUAUAUUUAAGGGGAAGAAGAAUAAAAGUAUCCCUUCUUCCUGAUUAAGGAAAGUAAAUAAGAACUAAAGCAUAAAAAGGAAAAUAACUUUAAGUUUUGCUUAAAGUUGAUGUGAUAGAAUACAAUUCUUAAUGUCAAUGUACUUUUUUCUAAAAUGAGUUAAAACAUGCAAAAGUUUCACAAAAAAAUCAUCAGAUAAGUGAUUAAGGAGUCUUGUUUUCUAUAUUUUUAAGUAAUUUUUACCUAAUCUUGAGCAAAAUGUCUUGAGGCACGUACUGUAAUUGUGUAGUGGUUCCUCUUCUCUAAACUCUCUCUCAUCGAUCUGGCAGCGUGGCCAUUGCAUGUCUCCUUUUCAGAAUAACAAGGGGUGCUUGCUCAGAACAGCAUGUUGUAAGGUCUGACUGUUUUUCAAAAAAAAAGUGAAAAAUAAAGUUAACUGGAACAGAGGUAGAAUCUAGACAUAGGUACAUGAUUUUCUUCUCCAGCAUGAGGCCAAAUGUGACGUGGAGCCCUUCUGGGUUGAAUGCGGUGAGGGGUAAAUGAGCCUUAAAGAGUCUGCUGUGGCAAGGGGCUUGUGGCUUCUGGCCCAGGAGCAAGGACUUCUGUCUGUCUGUCCAGCCGUGGCAGGAAUGCCUGGCCGAGGCAGUGCAUGCAACAUACAGUUGGUGCAAAGACAACUGAAGGUAGCUCCAUGAGGAAAAUAACAUUAAAAUAUUGCAGUGUGCUUUUCUUAAUACUCAUCUGGGUUUUGCUGAUAGAUGUUGCAGGGAAUGUAGAUGUGUUUUUUAUGUAUUGUGCAGUCUGCAAAAAUACCAUCACAAUAACACCCCACUGGAAGCAGCAGAUGUAUGGCUUCAGAUUUAUUAUUUGAAAAAUUAUAUUUUGUAUUUUUAC